GGAGCCUGUCAUUUUCACUUCCUGGAUGCGCACAGCUGACAGUGCUGCACAAUGGAAAUACUCACUUUAUUGAGCUUAUUUUCCACAUAUUUAUUAGCAAACAGCGUUAACAUCGAGGAUAGCGCAGGACAAUUCUUCAGCAGUGGUCACACCAAUAACUGGGCAGUUCUGGUGUGCACAUCCAGAUUCUGGUUCAACUACCGUCAUGUGGCCAAUACUCUGUCUGUCUACAGAAGUGUUAAGAGACUGGGCAUCCCUGACAGCCACAUAGUCCUGAUGCUAGCUGAUGACAUGGCUUGUAACCACAGAAACCCGAAGCCGGCCACAGUGUUUAGCCACAAGAACAUGGAGCUGAAUGUGUAUGGUGACGAUGUGGAGGUGGACUACCGAGGAUAUGAGGUGACGGUGGAGAACUUCCUGCGAGUUUUAACUGGAAGGCUGCCGCCCAGCACUCCGCGCUCCAAACGCCUCCUCUCUGAUGACCGAAGCAACAUCCUCAUAUAUCUUACAGGCCAUGGUGGAAAUGGCUUUCUGAAGUUCCAGGACUCAGAGGAGAUCAGUAAUGUGGAACUGGCCGACGCUUUUGAACAGAUGUGGCAGAAAAGAAGGUACAACGAGCUGCUCUUCAUCAUUGACACCUGUCAGGGCGCCUCAAUGUAUGAGAGGUUCUACUCUCCAAACCUCAUGGCUCUGGCCAGCAGUCAAGUUGGAGAGGACUCUCUGUCGCAUCAACCAGAUUUGGCCAUCGGAGUCCACCUGAUGGACCGUUACACUUUCUACCUGCUGGAGUUCCUGGAAGACAUCCACCCUGCAAGCAAAGCCAACAUGAACGACCUGUUCAAAGUGUGUCCCAAAAGCCAGUGUGUGUCCACUCCAGGCCACCGUACUGACCUAUUCUUGAGAGACCCAGGAAGUGCCCUCAUCACAGAUUUCUUUGGUAGUGUCCGCAAAGUUGAGAUCACAAUGGAAACCAUCAACUUGACCAACCCUAUUGAGCCGUUGGAUGAAAACCCUGUGAAUGGAGAGCUGCAAACAGAGGCUACAUACUCAUACGUGGACCAGCUGCCAGUGUCUGAGAUCAUCCAUCAGAAACCCAAACAGAAAGACUGGCAUCCUCCUGAUGGCUUCAUCCUGGGACUGUGGACCCUAAUCCUCCUGGUGUUUUUCAAGACUUAUGGCAUCAAGCACCUCAAACACAUCUUCUGAGGCCUCCGUGUUUACGUCGCUGGAUAUCAGAGGAUGUGGAGCUGAGGGAGACCAGGAGCCUGGACUGAAGGGAUAUUAGAGGGAAGGUGCAGUUUGUGACAGGCUUGUUUUUUCCCCUCCAUGGAACGAAGAUCUAUGUCCCCACAGCUGCCUGGCCAGAUAUGCUGUAAUGCUACUGGUGCCUUUUUUUACUUUGUUAUGAUUGCUCCCAAUACUGAUGAAAGGUUAACACAAUUUUUACGUUUCAGGAGAAAUGUUAAAUACUUGAAAGUCCAUGCGUAAGAUAUGAGCGUUAGCAUGCGUAUACCUUCAGCAAAACAGCCAUUUUUACCUGUUUCAUGUAUUCACUCUGACAAGAACUUCAAUAUAUUUAUUAUUAUUAUUUUUAGAUGUCAAGUUCUGUUUUGUUAAGCCAUUCCAUGAUUGCGCUGAUUUGGCUAAAAUGCACUGAUUCGAGUCUUCCGAUAAGAAUUUAAUUUAUUUUUGAGAGCUCUGCACAUUUCAGCAGCAGCUCUUUUUUUUAAGUGCUACUCAGAACAUCUACUCAGUCAGAAAGGAAAUUGUGCCACGAGAGCAGGCUGAUUGGCUGUAAGUGAGCUGUGGAGAGAUUACUAUUUAAUGUCUCUCCAGUCCAUAUACAGUACACCCCUUGACCGUCAUAUCAUGCUUUACGAAGGAUAACAACCCUACAUAAUACCAUCUCAGAUGAUGGACCCAUCUACUUUACCAUUCACCAAAUUGCCCUCGUAGCUCUCUAGCUGUGUACUCCACUGAUUGUAUUCUGGCUGAUGGACAGCUAUUUCCUGGCCAUUCAACAUCUCAUGCUACAGCAGCGAUAAGUGAGUGAUAACUUAGUAAGCUGCCAGCAAUCCCAAAUGAAUCUCCUCAUUGCUGGGACAUGUUUUCCUCCUUUUUUUUUUCUUUCUUUCUCUCCAUAUGUAACCACUCUACAUUAGGGUCAUUGUUGGGGGAAUGACUGAUGCUCAUGGCAUAUGGAUUGAACCGGUGGUAGUUUAUCUUUGCUCCUUGGCGUGUGGACCCGCCCAUCGGGGGUGCCCAGUGCCACUCUGCCUGGCAGCUGAUGUGGAAAAUAGAUGGAGUUGGAAAUGAAACCAUAUGUAUCAGAAAGCAGCUGCUGUGUCAGCCACUGUGUACCUUUUCUUUUACAUUAUUUAUGCAACACUUAUUUCGUCCUCCUGAUUCCUCCUUAUUUCCUGUAAUCUUAUUCCUCCUGCUUCCCUUUCGGUGUGAGCUAGCACAUUUUAUUUCCUCAAUUGGUGAGAUUUUGAUGCCCUGAUUAAAGAUGAAACACUGAAUCAAAGGAAUAAAUGUAUGUCUUUAAUUGCCUGUUUUAUCCUUUUUAAGAAGAUGUUAAACUUCCUUAAUUCCUCUGUAAUACUAUUUGAAGACACCAGAUCUGUUUUAUUGUUACAAAACCUUGAAGGUACAGUGCAUUCAGAAAGUACUUGGACUCCUUAUUUUCCUUUUUCCCCUCAUCAAUCUACACUCAAUAUUCCAUAAUGACAAAGUGAUCUCUCUUGAUCAUCUUUAGGAUGUUUCUAGACCUUGAUUUUUACAUCUUGAUUGGAGUCCACCUGUGGUAAGUUUGGAAAUUAUUUGGAAAGGCACACACCUCUUUAUGUAAGGUCUUGCAGCUAACAAUGCAUAU
Messenger RNA from Scomber scombrus (Atlantic mackerel), 2875 nucleotides. It is a transcript of the gene pigk, whose product is annotated as phosphatidylinositol glycan anchor biosynthesis, class K. Bases 52 to 1206 code for a protein of 384 amino acids. Gene Ontology annotation, biological process: attachment of GPI anchor to protein; proteolysis; protein localization to cell surface. The transcript is spliced from 11 exons. Lineage: Eukaryota; Metazoa; Chordata; Actinopteri; Scombriformes; Scombridae. Gene Ontology annotation, molecular function: GPI-anchor transamidase activity. Gene Ontology annotation, cellular component: GPI-anchor transamidase complex. The record is from RefSeq and is a predicted model, not a curated record.